ACUCACACUCCAGCACCCUUCAUUGACACAUGCCCUUCUCCUACGUACCCAACAUCUGUCACCAUUUCCACAAACUUGUCAUAUUCCCCGCUUCUGUUCUAUGUGCACAUCCGUUACAGUACAUAUAUGUGACAAAAACAACAACUUGAUACACAAAUAUUGCUAGCUCGUCCCUGGCCGGAAAAGCAAAAUUAGAAAAGAGAGAAAUUAAACAUCAUCAUGUGGUCAUCGGCAGCUGCCAGCAGAUUGAUCAGUACAACCUUAAUGUUUGUAACUGCAAUAGCAGCCGCCGCCGUCACCGCUCCAGCCUCUCACUCUCAGGGCGACGCCCUGGAGGCGGUUGGUAACCAAAUCGGUUCAGCGAGGAUUUGGGUCGAGCAGGCGAAAAUGGCAGCGGUUGACGAAGUCCCGGCGGUAGCGGAGGCUUUGGGAGACUGCGGCAAGCUGUACGGUGAAGCGGAGUGGAUGGUGGAGCCAUUGUUGGGCCGCGGCAACAUCAGCUACAGCCGUGAUGACGCCAUCACCUGGCUGAGCGCGGCGCUGGCGAACCACAGGAGUUGCGUCGACGGUCUGGGCGAGAGCGGUCUUACUAUUAAUGCUCCGGAUUUGACGCCUUCCUUUGCUAAGGCCUUGGCUUCGUACGCAAACCCAUCUGCUGCUAGUACACCAAGCAAAGCGGUGAGCACCGGUGAUCAAAAUAGCAGCAUCAUUGAAAAUGGGGGAGUAUUGCUGACAUCAUGGACGGCUACAACUUCAAAGGCCGAUAUGGUAGUAGCUAAAGAUGGCUCCGGCACUCAUCGUUCCAUAGAGGAGGCCGUGGCGGCGGCUGCCGCGGCGGCGAGAGCGGGAAGACACAAGCAUAGAUUGGUGAUAUACGUGAAAGCAGGAGUGUACGAGGAAAGAGUGGAAAUCCCUCGGCAUUUGAGGAAUCUAAUGAUGGUGGGUGAUGGCAUUGAUCGGACUAUCGUCACCGGCAGCCGAAAUGUUCCUGACGGCUCCACCACCUACAACUCCGCCACGUUCGGCGUAUCUGGAGACGGGUUUUGGGCCAGGGACAUAACGUUCGAGAACACAGCCGGCCCACAGAAGCACCAGGCCGUAGCGAUGCGGGCCAAUUCGGACCGCGCUCUGUUCUAUCGCUGCAGCUUCAAAGGCUACCAGGACACGCUCUUCCUCCACUCCCUCCGCCAAUUCUACCGUGACUGCCGUAUCUACGGCACCAUCGAUUUCAUCUUUGGCGAUGCCUCCGCCGUCCUCCAGAACUGCGACAUCUACAUCAGGAACCCGAUGCGACAUCAGGCCAACCACGUGACGGCGCAGGGUCGGGAGGACCCGAAUCAGAACACCGGCUUCUCCAUCCACGGCUGUCGGGUACGACCCGCACCGGAUCUCGACAGGGCUUUCACCGGCCGGACUUAUCUGGGGCGACCGUGGAAGGAGUACUCGAGAACGGUGGUUUGGCAGACUGAUUUAGACGGCAUCAUUCACCCAAAGGGCUGGAAUGAGUGGCGGGGCAGCUUUGCGCUUUCCACGCUCUACUACGCCGAGUAUAGGAACACGGGGUCCGGUGCAGCGACUCAGGGGAGGGUGCGGUGGCCUGGAUUUCAUCUGCUCACUACACCUCAACAGGUCGGGGAUUUCACGGUGAGUCGAUUUAUACAAGGGGAUGCCUGGAUUCCGGCAUCCGGUGUGCCUUUCUGGCUCGAUGUUUGACUAAUUAAGUUUUGACCAUAUAUAUGUAUGGGAUGGUGAUGAUGAAUCAAGUAAUUAGGGCUUUCAUUUUUUUUUUUUUUGCACCCUUUUAUUUAUUUAUAUAUAUCAUAUUCACACUUGGUGGGUAACUGGGUAUAGAAUACAUAUUAAGGUUCAAGAAAGAGCUAGCUAGCAAUAUGUUGAGGGCCCUAUCUAAAGUGUCUAGCACACCGAAAUGGUGCUUAGGCGGCUAGCAAAAAAUACCAAUUUUCAAUAGACUUUAUGGUUCAUA
Messenger RNA from Linum trigynum, 1984 nucleotides. The record is from the annotation of a GenBank genome assembly. Lineage: Eukaryota; Viridiplantae; Streptophyta; Magnoliopsida; Malpighiales; Linaceae.